Molecule: messenger RNA, 1203 nt
Organism: Ostreococcus tauri
Lineage: Eukaryota; Viridiplantae; Chlorophyta; Mamiellophyceae; Mamiellales; Bathycoccaceae
Product: Alpha-hydroxy acid dehydrogenase, FMN-dependent
Exons: 1
Coding region: 1-1203 (400 amino acids)
Molecular function (GO): FMN binding; oxidoreductase activity
Source: RefSeq, a predicted model, not a curated record
AUGUCUCGCGCGCCCUCCUCGCUGGCGAAGUGCGUGAACACGCGUGACCUGAGACGCUUAGCCAGUCGUCUGCAGCCUAGAUUCUCUUUCGACUACCUCGAUGGGGGGGCCGAUGACGAACGAGCGCUGCAAAGACACUCGAGCGCCUUUGACGAAUUAGAAUUUCAUCCGUCGACGUGUCGAGGUGUCAGCGACGUGGACACGCGCGUGUCAUUCCUGGGACACAAUAACACCGAGUGUGUUUUCCCGUGCCCGACGGCGGGACACGCGCUGUGGGCGCCGCGCGAGGGAGAGCUCGCGAGCGCGAAUGCGUGCGCGACGUCCAACCGCGUCUUCACGCUGUCGACGCUCGGCACUCGGUCGCCGAAAGACAUAGCCGAGCGCGUCCCUGGAUUAAAUUCAGAUAGAAAAAUGUUUCAAGUGUACGUGUGGAAAGAUCGUGGGUUGAUGCGAGACGUCUUGGCGAGCGCGAGGGAGGCUGGUUUUUCGUCGGUUGCGCUCACGACGGAUUUGACGUGGUUCGGUAACCGCGAACGAGACGUGCGGAAUCAGUUUAGCGUUCCGCCGAAGCACUCAUUCAAAACGACGGUUGAUGCUAUGUCGGCGCCAGCGUGGACGUACGAAUUCCUAACGUCUCAGCGAAUUGAGUACGCGUUGAUUCGAGACUUGCAACGCGAUGGUUUGCUUCGCGAUUCGUUACCCAUCGCUGAGUUUGCGACGGAACAAUUCGACGCUAACUUCAAUUGGAAGGAUGCCGAGUGGUUUCGUUCGCAGUGGGACGGGCCGAUAGCGUUGAAGGGGAUAUUGAGACCGGACGACGCAAUGCGGGCGCUGGACGUCGGUUACGACGCGGUUUGGGUGACGGCGCACGGAGCUCGACAGUUAGAGAGCACCGUGGCGCCUAUAGAUGUUUUACCUUCCAUACGCGAAGCGGUUGGAGAGGACGCGCAGGUGAUUUACGACGGUGGUGUCAUGCGCGGGGUGGACGUCGUGAAGGCUCUAGCGCUCGGCGCGACAGCCGUCGGCGUCGGUAAAGCGUAUCUCUACGGCUUGGCCGCCGGCGGCGAGCGCGGUGUGAGCAAGGCAUUCGAUAUGCUGACGUGCGAGACAAAGCGCGCGAUGGGUCUGUUGGGUGUGCGCGACGUCAAGGAGCUGCGCGAUCGCGGUCGAGAUCUCGUUAGAAGGCGGGAUCGAGCGUGUUAG